This is a messenger RNA of Zootermopsis nevadensis, 1818 nucleotides long. RefSeq names its product transmembrane protein 19. NCBI's taxonomy places the organism in Eukaryota, Metazoa, Arthropoda, Insecta, Blattodea, Termopsidae. The record is from RefSeq and is a predicted model, not a curated record. Gene Ontology annotation, cellular component: membrane.
GUGUUAUUAUCGAAAUAAACGCGUUACUUUUCGCUGUGCGAUUGGACUUUUCUCACCUGAAGCAGAAACUAAUGAUGAAAAUAAGAUAAUUUCUGCUGUUAGACUUUAAUUACUAGUUAUGUACGGUCUAAGUUCAAAGAGGUACUUCAGGUUUUAGGUUCUCACUUCGGUGACAUCACUGUUGGUCGCCAAGUUGUAUUGGCAUGUGAACUAGAUCUUCAUUUUGGGCUUGGAGGCCAGUCCUCGAUAUACAGAAUGACAGUUACAAAUUUACAAAGGACCAUGAAGGAAAAUCCAAAGGCAGCUAACUUGUUGCCAGUGUUAAUAUGUGCUGUUGCUCUUCCUCUCUCCAUGACCAUGUGGAUUGGAAAUCUUGCCUUUUCAUUUUUUGCAGGUGGUGAAAAUUCAAUUCAUCAUGAAGAUGGUUUUGUAAUUCCUCCAACAAGAUGGUUUAUUUCAUUAGUAACUCCACUUGCAAUAGCAGCAUGGGGCAUUCGCAAGAACAGUUUAGUCGUAUCUGGCGCUGUCCUUGGUUUCUUUGUUGGAUUUAUACUGACACUGACAAGUUACUCAUUUCUCAUGUGUCUCAUGACAUUUUUUGUGACAUCAUCCAAACUUACAAAGUUCCGAAGUGAGCAGAAACGGAGCACAGACGAAGACUUCAAGGAAGGUGGGCAGAGGUCAUGGGUUCAGGUGCUGAGUAAUGGUGGCAUGGCGACACAGUUAGCUUUCUUGUACAUGCUAGAUUCAGGCUGUGGGGAGCGACCAAUAAACUUCAUCAAAGAUUACCGGGCUUCCUGGUUGGGUCUUGGAGUUUUGGGUGCAUUAGCAUGCAGUAAUGGUGACACCUGGGCUUCAGAAUUGGGGACUGUCAUUGGUCGAGCGGAACCAUUCCUUAUAACAAGCAGGCAGAGGGUCCCUAGAGGUACUAAUGGAGGUGUAACCAUUGCUGGUCUCUUCUUCAGUUUAUUGGGUGGAACUGUUGUCGGUCUGUCGUACUAUUUGUCUGUUCUGUACUUUGUUGAUUCAACUGUUCUGGCAGCCAGUCCUCCACAGUGGCCACUAGUGUUUGCAGGAUCAUUUGCUGGUCUUGUUGGAAGCCUAGUGGAUUCAGUCCUUGGAGCAACACUCCAGUAUUCAGGUUUAGAUGAACGGACUGGCUGUGUGGUGGAGCAUGCUGGGAAGGGCAUUCGCUACAUCAGUGGGGUACAGAUUCUGGAUAACAACAGUGUCAACCUCAUCACAACAAUUGUGAUGGGCCUCUUGACGCCUCGUAUUGCUAACAUGUUAUGGCCUUGAUAGUUGAGAAUAUUAUUUGAAUAUGGUUCCUGCUGUUUCUUUCCUAUCUAAAGACAGAAUAAUAUCUCCCUUUUCUUAGAGAUUUAAUGAUAUAUUGGCAUCUAUUUUGAGAUUCAGAGCAGGGGGUGGUUGUGGGAGAACAUUUGGGUUUAUCACAUCAGGCCAUUAAAAAUAUUGACAGUGGACAUAAUAAUAACUGAAAAGUGAGGAGGAAUUUAUAUGUGAGAUUCAGAGUUCUUGUGGCUGUGGAGAUGCGUUGGUUCUGGCACCAUGCAGUCUUGUAGGUGGUUUACAGUGUUUCUGAAGAAUGUGUCCACACUGACUUACUGAUGAUCUGGUCCAUGGAUCUUUUUUUUUUUGGUCAGAAUAAUAGUGUCCUGUAGCUGGAUGUGAUUGCCUGGUGCUUGCUACUUCUCAGUUCAAAAUAUUUUGUCUUCCCAUCUGAAUUCUAAGAACCUGAAAAUUAAAGUAUACAAAACAAUAAUUUUGCCUGUUGUCUUGUAUGGGUGCAAAACAUGG